AUGUCCAAGAAACCAGAUAUUGGCGACCGUAGUCUACCUUCCUUCGACAAUCACUACAACAAUGGGGUUCUUAUCGAAAACUGGCAGGAGAGUCGCAUUUACGAUGCGACUGGCCGUUUGUUCACCCUUGCGAUGGAUCACCAGGUCGGGCCAUCCACCUCUAUCUAUGCAAGUGAUUACGUUAAACCAGAAGCGUCAUCUAAUGCUCCAAUGAUGCGACGCAGAGGACUUGGAAAAGAACUCAUGUUUGGAACCGGAAAACCCACAACCUUCGAGGGAGUCCCGACGAGCACAACUUACGGUGCAUCCCAGCGUACUGCAAUAACUUCAAAUUACAAAACUUCUAGUUGUUCGCCCACCAAAAACAAAACUUCAUUUGAUGGAAUACCGCAGCGGACGUUCAGCGACCAGCAUUCCAAAGGAACAGCUAACCCAACAGCGGAUGACAAUAUAUACGGACAUUUCAGCACCACCAAAACCAUGAUGGAUGCUCCCGUGGAAUGUUAUCAAUUUCAACGUAAUAUGAUGCACCAAGGCGAUCAGGACCACAAGAGAACAGCCGACACUUCCUAA
Molecule: messenger RNA, 573 nt
Organism: Trypanosoma theileri
Lineage: Eukaryota; Euglenozoa; Kinetoplastea; Trypanosomatida; Trypanosomatidae
Exons: 1
Coding region: 1-573 (190 amino acids)
Source: RefSeq, a predicted model, not a curated record